Heteronotia binoei (common prickly gecko) is the source of this 1015-nucleotide messenger RNA. Its product is annotated as free fatty acid receptor 2-like. Gene Ontology annotation, cellular component: plasma membrane. Gene Ontology annotation, biological process: cellular response to fatty acid; G protein-coupled receptor signaling pathway. Gene Ontology annotation, molecular function: G protein-coupled receptor activity. The transcript has a single exon. The record is from RefSeq and is a predicted model, not a curated record. NCBI's taxonomy places the organism in Eukaryota, Metazoa, Chordata, Lepidosauria, Squamata, Gekkonidae. Bases 5 to 1015 code for a protein of 336 amino acids.
UAAGAUGACGGUUCUGAAGGCUGUGGAGCUUACUUCCUGCAUCUUCAUUCUCCUGACUGGCCUCCCUUCCAACCUCCUGGCCUUCUACAUAUUCCUGCUGAAAGUGUCCAAGAAGCCAACUCCCAUAGACAUCCUCUUGUUCAACCUGACCAUUUCUGACAUCCUCCUUCUCCUUUUUCUCCCCUUCAAGAUGGUGGAGGUCACCUCCGACACGAUUUGGCCUCUUCCUCCUCUGCUCUGCCCACUCACUGGCUACUUCCUCUAUGGCAGUGUAUACACCAGUAUCCUUUUCCUCACAGCAGUCAGUGUGGAUCGCUACCUGUCCAUUGGACAUCCUAUCAAGUACAAGCUGACGCGCAAGCCAAUUUAUGCAGUCACGGCCAGCGUCUUUAUCUGGCUGCUGGUUUGCUCCCAUUACGGCAUUAUCUACAUUGCCAAAUACCAAGCUUCCAACGGGAGCCUUCCAGGCUCUUCUAAUACCUCCCAUUGCUAUGAGAAUUUCUCCCCUGAUGUGAUCAUCCCUAUCCGACUGGAAAUCUGUCUUGUCUUCUUCUGCCUCCCUUUCAUCAUCACUCUUUUCUGCUAUGUGAAAGUUAUUCAGAUCCUGAACUCCCUGCCCAGCUUCCCUGUCCGCAAGAAGCAACGAGCCAUGGGCCUGGCCGUGGCCACUUUGAUCAGUUUUGUCAUCUGCUUCAGCCCCUUCAACAUUUCCCACAUCGUGGGCUUCGUACAAAAACAGGGCCCUCCCUGGAGAGUGGAAGGUUUCCUCUUCAGCACCUUCAAUGCCUCCAUAGAUCCUGUCAUCUUCUACUUCUCCUCCCAGGCAGUCCGUCAAGCUUUUAUUGACUGUUGGAUUGGCAUGUGCCGCAAACUGCAGACUUUGCUACCCCACUGGUGUUGCUGGCCCUGCUGCCAAAGUCUGACAGAUAACAAUAGAGGAAAAAGAGCUGGACAGUUCUCAAGUUCAUAUCUUCAAGGUGAAUACCACGUCAAUGUUGCUCAGACGGAGCUCUGA